UGUGAUUAGCAAAACUUGUGGAGCCGGGUCCCAGAGAGGAACGUUUGAGCUUGAAGGUGAGGUGAUUGGCGUUGGUGUUAAAGUCAGAACUUCAUGGAGUAGGUCGUAGGCGUAUUGGUGGUUAUGUUGCACCAAAACGGCAACUGCUCAAGUCUAGAUUUUUGCAUAAUAUCCCACCCAAAAAACUGACUUUUCGCUGUGAGGUGCUGGGUUAUUUUUGGAGACCUUCUUCUCUCAUCCCUCUUUGGUGUGUGCGCAAAAGUGAAACGGAUGAGCAGGUUUAGAAUUAGUCGCCGCAAACUUUUUUUUAACGUUUGAUUUUGGAAGCACGCUUGUUGACCGGUUCUCGCGCAUUUUGCAAGAUGUCCGAAAGAUCGCAGAGUCCGGAGUGCCAAAUCAGGCCAUAUGACUUCAGCCGGAGCAACCCUUGCAACCAUGUUUUGGGUCAUGAGAGUUCGGGCAGCCCUGCGUCAUUCCAGCUUCCCCACGGCGUCCUGCCAGACCACGGCCUCUUCUACAACAAAGCCGCUUAUGGUGGCAUCACACCAGCACCCGCGCAGACCUUUUUUUCUUUCCCACCCGUCACCAGUGAUUACAGGGGAUCCGAUCUUCAGGCUGGAGAGUUUGGGCAACCCAAGCACUGGUAUCCAUUCGCUGCGCCCGAUUACACCGGCCAGGUACCCGGCGUAGCGGCAGCUACCCAGCCGACAAACCCGAGUCCCACCAUAGCUGAGACCCGGGAGCAAAUCAAACUGCCCGAGAUAAAGACUGAGAAGGACACCAGCAAUGACUACUCAACGGAGAUAAAGCUUCAACAGUACCCAUCAGCGCCUGCCGCCAUGUCCCAUGGAGUCUUCUACUCUCCGGCCUGGAACCCGUCCUUCUGGCCCGGGAUCACCCACAUUACACCACCCGGUAGCAGCAAUCAAAAUCCCUCAACAUCCUCUGCAUCUUCACCAUCGAUGUCCCCAUCUCCUCCAAGCAACGGGCUUCCAGGGAACGCGUUUUUUAGCAUGAACACUAGCCAGACUGCCGCCGGGCCCCAGCCGCAGAACCCGGCCUCCUCCACGCGGAGCAGCGGUUCCUCCAGCGGCGGGUGCAGCGACUCGGAGGAGGAGAAUCUUUCCACAGAAGAACUGGAGCAGUUCGCUAAAGAGCUGAAACACAAACGCAUUACCUUGGGUUUCACUCAAGCUGAUGUUGGCCUUGCUCUGGGUAACUUAUAUGGUAAGAUGUUCAGCCAGACAACCAUUUGCCGCUUUGAGGCUCUGCAGCUAAGCUUUAAAAACAUGUGCAAGCUGAAGCCCCUUCUUCAGAGAUGGCUGAAUGAGGCAGAGACCUCGGACAAUCCCCAGGAUAUGUACAAGAUUGAGAGAGUAUUUGUUGACACCAGAAAGAGGAAGAGAAGGACCAGUCUGGAGGGAGCAGUGCGCUCUGCUCUGGAGUCUUACUUUAUCAAGUGUCCCAAGCCCAACACCCAAGAAAUCACACACAUCUCAGAUGACCUGGGUCUGGAGAGAGAUGUUGUACGUGUGUGGUUCUGCAACCGAAGACAGAAAGGAAAGCGCCUGGCCUUGCCACUAGACGAGGAGUGCGACGGCCAGUACUACGAGCAGAGUCCUUCCCCGCUGAACAUGGUCACCUCCCCCAUUCCCAGUCAGGGCUACCCUACUUCCAGCUACCACGGUGGCCCUCCUCCUACACUCUACAUGCCCCCGCUUCAUCGGCCUGACCUCCUGAAACAAGCCCUGCACCCCGGACUAGUUGGUCACCUGACUGGAUAAACUCAGGUGCUCAAGUAGGCCGUAACCACAGAUUGCCUUCCCACGCCUCGCUGUCCAACCUCGCCUAAAGCUGAAGACGAGCCUCUAAACCCAGUAACCAGAUUGACCGAUCGCAUCGUAAUAUCGUGGGACGGAAACAUUCCAAGUGGGGAGGCUCUUCUACCGACCACAGCAGGGAAAUGGAUGAAAGUGGUUACUUGUUCCUGUUUUGGUGGCAAAAUGUAUCAAAUUGCCAUUGGGCAACAUCCUCUUACAACGACCUGCAACUCCCAACAACUGCUUUGACCUCAAACUAAGAAAUUUAAACAGAAUAUGCCUUUUUGUUUUCUUGGAUAAUGCCUAGUAAAUUGUUCAAUCGGCUUUAAUCAUUGCAGGUUUAGAACAUUGUCAAAGUGAGAUUUUGUACAAAUGUUAACUUGCUACAAUGCAUGGUCCAGUUGGUGGGUGAGAAUGUGGUUGUAAAUGUGAGCAGGGUUGAAGAGCCAGGGUAUUUCUUCCCCUAUUGCCAAAUCCUGGGUAGGUUUUCUGUGGUGCAGGCGAGGAAAGGUCUUGGUUAUCAAUGGAAUCACAUGUCAGGGAAUUUAAACCAAAAUCUCCAUCGACGGUUCGGUCAAUGUUUGUGCAAUACUUUCUAGGUUUCAUCCGAAUAGAGCAGCUGAAGUAUUUGUCUGAUCUGCCUCAUUGAAAUGGGAAAUACAAAUUUUUCUAUAAUUUUUGCACAGUUGUAUUGUAACUUUGUUGAAUAUUAUCUUUCUUUCUUUUUUUCUUUCUAUUUUUUUUUUUUUUUAAAAGAAAAUGCCCCGCUUGUAUACUGAACACAGAUUUUGGCCUUAAGAUUGUUGAUUAUCAUCACUGUCUUUUGCAUAAUUUGAGGGGUGGUGAGAUUCUAAGUAAUUUCAGGAAAGGUGAUUAAUGACUUGUUACUCAAGUGUUUUAGCUGCUAAUCUGCCAUUUGCACACAAUCAAUAUUUUCUCAAUGUCUCAAAUGAAUUGUAGUGAGAUUAGGUCUGAUCUGACCCGGAUCAAUUAUGCUGUCAAAUUGUAUUUCAAUAUCUGUUUUUAUUGUGAAGGGUUUUUAUGAAAUGUUGAAUAACACUCAAUACGUGACAUGUUUGUGUGCUUAGUGGAGUAUUUCUCUGUCUUGUUUUAAGCUUUUUUUUUUUUUUUUUUUUUUCUUUUUUUAGAACUUGGAUGACUGUCAUUUUUAGACAUGAAGACAUUAAAUGUCAUUUAUUCACUCAUCUUGACUAUGCCUGUGAAUGUAUUGGCAAGAACAAACUUUCAGAGUUAUCAAAACAGUGAAGCAAUUUUUAUCUUGACUUAUUUCUGUAUUCUGAAACCCACUUUGGACGAUGUCGAAGUGACAAACAAUCCUUUUAACCAGUUAUUUCAGUAUUCUAACAAUCUUGCCUCAUGAAUCAUUUUAGACAUAUUUACUAAUGUGUGAAUGUGCAAUCACAACUGUUAGACUCAGUAGUUUUUAAUGUGACAUUUUCUCAACAGAUUGUAAAUGGAUUGAAUUAUUUAAUACGCUAGCUACACAGAUGUUUUCAAUCAAACCACUGUAACCGUAAAUGCAUUUAGUAAUCAAGAAACUGCUUUUUCU
Messenger RNA from Anarrhichthys ocellatus (wolf-eel), 3390 nucleotides. It is a transcript of the gene pou5f3, whose product is annotated as POU domain, class 5, transcription factor 3. Lineage: Eukaryota; Metazoa; Chordata; Actinopteri; Perciformes; Anarhichadidae. Gene Ontology annotation, molecular function: RNA polymerase II cis-regulatory region sequence-specific DNA binding; DNA-binding transcription factor activity, RNA polymerase II-specific. Bases 363 to 1784 code for a protein of 473 amino acids. The record is from RefSeq and is a predicted model, not a curated record. Gene Ontology annotation, biological process: regulation of transcription by RNA polymerase II. The transcript is spliced from 5 exons.